Molecule: messenger RNA, 1005 nt
Organism: Thecamonas trahens ATCC 50062
Lineage: Eukaryota; Apusomonadida; Apusomonadidae
Exons: 2
Coding region: 1-1005 (334 amino acids)
Source: RefSeq, a predicted model, not a curated record
AUGACACGUUCGCUCUCCCCGUUCCCGCCGCACUACCCAACCGCCCCGGUCAAGAGCCUCCACGGCGCGCUGCAUCGUCUGCAUCUGCUUGCGACGAGCGUGCCGACGCCUUUGCCUUUGCUCGAGUUUCUGGACGACCGGGAGAAUGUUAUCAAGCUGGCCGGCAACAUCGUCGGCACGCUCACCCGGUUCUGCAACGACUCACACGUCCAGCGCCACGGCGCGCUGGCCCUCGCUGCUCUCGCUAACAUCUCAACUCCGUUUGCCGGCUUGGCGGAAGAGAAAGGUGCGUCUGCCGUCAUGCUCCACGCCAUCUACCAGCGGCGGAAGCGGUUUGUCGACGACAAGAUCGACACCCGAAAGGCCUACUGCGCUGAUGCAGAGGUUCUCCUCGGCUAUGUCGGCAUUGUCGAGCGGUUCUCGCUUGUGUCCAAUGCCCACUUUGAGCAGAACCCACACGAGGCUCUCCUUAUUCCCGCCCUUGUCGGCCGGCUCGAGUCCCCAACCGCGCUGCAGGGCCUCGUACGCCUCUUCUCGUUCUUUGUUGUGCUCGAUCCGGUCAUCACGCUUCGGACUGCUCGGGUUGUCAUUGACCGCGCCACUGCACUCCUCGCGUCACCGGAGGCCUGGCCGCCGUCGCUCACCGCUGUCCUCAUCCAGGUUGUCGCCCUCAUCCACUCGUACCCGGCUGGCCGUGCCAUGGUCGAGUCGCGCCGCGGCGACCUGGCGAGAGCCAUCGAGGCCACCUUUGAGACCCAUGUAUACGCCGACGAGCGCCAAUCUGAGGAGAUUUGUAUGCUCAUCCUGCGCUUUCUCGAGCAAAUCGACCUGCCGCUCGCCGAGUCGGCUGCCUCGUCCGCCGGCGCCGCGCGCUCCAUCGCCAUGCGCCGGCGUUCGCUCUCGGCCCAGCGGACGCCCAAGGACCAGUCAACAGGUUCAUCCUGCCAGAUGGAGUCGGACGUCGUGCCGUAUACACACCUCGCGGAGUUUUCGCCGGGUCAGUAA